GACGAAGCAUCGCCUCUCGCUCGCUCGAGGAUUUCUUAAAACUUUUUAUUUUUCUAUAAAUAAUAAAUUUAGAUAUUCGAAUUAUCAUAAGCCAUGAUGCGUCGCUCGUCAACCAGGAAAACUGGGUCGCAGAACUCCUCCUCCGCCAUGAAUUCUUCACACGUUGAUCUCUUUCGCUCCGCCUCUAGUAAAGCCAUUGUUAAGGAGCUGGAGCGGAUUGAGCAGCUAUUUAAUUCAUACAUGAAUACGUCGUCUAGCAUGAUUGACCCAGAAGGAAUUGAGGCACUUUGUUCAGAUCUGGAAGUGGAUCAUACUGAUGUCAGGACACUGAUGCUUGCUUGGAAAAUGAAAGCUGAGAAGCAAGGAUAUUUUACCCUGGAUGAGUGGAGAAGAGGCCUCAAAGCACUACGAGCUGACACUAUCAACAAAUUGAAGAAGGCGCUCCCCGAGCUAGAGAAAGAGGUCAGAAGGCCACCGAAUUUUGUGGACUUCUAUUCCUAUGCAUUUCAAUACUGCCUAACCGAGGAGAAGCAAAAGAGCAUUGACAUUGAUAGCAUUUGCGAAUUGCUGGAUCUUGUUUUAGGAUCCCAGUUCCAUGCUCAGGUUGAUUUGCUUAUUGAGUAUUUCAAGAUCCAGAAUGAUUACAAGGUUAUUAACAUGGACCAGUGGAUGGGGUUUCUCCGGUUUUGCAACGAGAUAAGUUUCCCCGACUUGAGCAACUAUGAUCCUGAUCUUGCUUGGCCCUUGAUCUUGGACAAUUUUGUUGAAUGGAUGAGAACAAGGCAAAGCUAGCGUUAGUAUUUUCUGGCAAUGUUUAUUCUCUGCCUGAAAUUACAGUAAUUGUUUGUUACAGAAGGUAACUGUUCUAACAUUCUUGUUUUCCAAGUUCUCAUCAACUGAACAUCUUGAGGGGAAAAUAUUGGUGAAAUCUUUAAAUUAUUACACUCUGAUCAAUCUGUGUACAGGACUGUUCCUAGAUUAUAUUGAAUUUAUGAAUUUAUACACUCGGGACUCUUGCCAAAGCCCUGUAGCGCAAAAGUUGCACAUUUCUGGUGCU
Molecule: messenger RNA, 1057 nt
Organism: Telopea speciosissima
Lineage: Eukaryota; Viridiplantae; Streptophyta; Magnoliopsida; Proteales; Proteaceae
Product: DCN1-like protein 4
Exons: 9
Coding region: 94-792 (232 amino acids)
Biological process (GO): protein neddylation; positive regulation of ubiquitin-protein transferase activity
Cellular component (GO): ubiquitin ligase complex
Molecular function (GO): ubiquitin conjugating enzyme binding; cullin family protein binding; ubiquitin-like protein binding
Source: RefSeq, a predicted model, not a curated record